Molecule: messenger RNA, 1199 nt
Organism: Perkinsus marinus ATCC 50983
Lineage: Eukaryota; Perkinsozoa; Perkinsida; Perkinsidae
Exons: 1
Coding region: 28-1026 (332 amino acids)
Source: RefSeq, a predicted model, not a curated record
AGUUUCCGCUGUAAUUCUCCUCUCGAUAUGCCUGCAACUAGACGAAGGUCUACAGCCAAGACACCGGUGACCAAGAAGCCUCCUUUCAAACUAUCUCCUCGAAAAAAAUCCACACGGUCAUCCUCAAGUACCAAACGCUUGAACUCGGCUCUCCCUCUCCAGCACGAGCAACUACCUUCUCCACAUGCAGCUACUCCUGUGUCAUCAGUAUCAGUCAACGACAAUGCUGCAGCUCUCUCACUCGCCGAUAGCGAUGACAUGGACUCCCAAACUCAUAGUUUCUUGAAACUCACCAUGCCCGAGAACGGUGAUCUCUCUCCUCAACCAGCGAAGUUGUCCACGAUCCCACCAACGGUCCCACCUAUCCCACCGCAUUCGCAUCCGAAUGCUCUGCCAACCACGCCUUCAAUACCAGGACAUCUUCUCGCGCCGGUUCCUCAGAGGAGAAAUUGGUUAUCUACUUGGUUGGACCUUAGCUGGUACGAGUUCAUCUCACAAGGGUGGCGUCGCAUGAAGGGUCACAAAUUUGACGACUCGAAUACAUCUCUGCCCCUUACUGCCGUCAUCUUGGGCGCACAAGCCUUUAUGGCUCGUCUGCACAAAGCCAAUCUCAUCUCCUAUGCCGCCUGCGCAACAACAGUUGGCCUGUUAUGUGAUAUGGGUUACGGCCCUCAAGGGACUCUCCGCGCCAAGCAAGCCUUUGAAAGCCUCAUACAGCAAAUUGCAGCAGCCGUGGCCGACAAUCGCACACCAGACGUCGAUCUCUUACUCACGAAUCACAGAUGUUUUAUUUUAGAGCAGAUUUGUACCUCCUUCACGGGCUUCACUCCUGCUCCUCCCACGGUCCCAUCUCAACCGAGGUCAUCUAAACUUUGGCCUACAUCCUACUCUUGGUGGGACAGAACGACUAGGUCUGACUGGAACAACUACAACAAUACCAAGUGGUGGUCUUGUGGCUCAUGGGAUAAGCACCAAAACAAAAACUCUGCGUCUUCCACCCCUGCCAAGUCCGACGGUCGCAAAUGAAAUCAAAAGCAAAAAGCCAUGCUCAUGGUCUAUCUCUAGUCCUACGGACGCCUUUUUUCCCCUGUCUCUUGUCGAAUCUUUCCGAUAUUAUUCACACUCCACGAGUCUACUCACACCAUUCUCGUCUAGUCUAUCACUUUCUGUCUCCACCUACUACCACGCUUCGAGCUUCA